AUGAGGAAUGCAGUUCCCUAUCAGCAAAACCCCUACACUCCUGGGAGCAGCUCCACUGUCAUCCAGUGUUACCGCUGCGGGGACACCUGCAAGGGAGAGGUGGUUCGUGUCCAGAGCAACCACUUCCACAUCCGCUGCUUCACCUGCCAAGUGUGCGGCUGUGACCUGGCCCAGUCCGGCUUCUUCUUUAAGAACCAGGAGUACAUCUGCACCCACGACUACCAGCAGCUCUAUGGGACCCGCUGUGACAGCUGCGGGGACUUCAUCACCGGAGAGGUCAUCUCCGCCCUCGGGAGGACCUACCACCCCAAGUGCUUUGUCUGCAGCACCUGCAGGAAGCCAUUCCCCAUUGGAGACAAGGUGACGUUCAGCGGGAAGGACUGUGUCUGCCAGAACUGCUCCCAUUCUCUCAUCAGCACCAAACCCAUCAAGAUCCAUGGGCCCAGCCACUGUGCAGGCUGCAAGGAGGAGAUUAAGCAAGGCCAGUCCCUCCUGGCCCUGGAGAAGCAGUGGCACGUCAGCUGCUUCAAGUGCCAAACGUGUGGGAUCAUCCUCACUGGCGAGUACAUCAGCAAGGAUGGUGUCCCGUACUGCGAGUCUGACUACCAUGCCCAGUUUGGCAUCAAGUGCGAGACCUGCAACCGGUACAUCAGCGGCAGGGUCCUGGAGGCAGGAGGGAAGCACUAUCACCCUACCUGUGCCAGAUGUGUCCGCUGCCACCAGAUGUUCACGGAAGGCGAAGAGAUGUAUCUCACAGGCUCCGAAGUGUGGCACCCCAUCUGCAAGCAGGCAGCCAGAGCAGAGAAGAAGCUCAAGCACAGAAGGACAUCAGAAACCUCCAUCUCACCUCCCGGUUCCAGCAUCGGUUCCCCAAACCGCGUCAUCUGCGCUAAAGUCGAUAAUGAGAUCCUUAAUUACAAAGAUCUGGCAGCUCUUCCCAAGAUUAAAGCCAUCUAUGAAGUGCAGCGUCCUGACCUCAUUUCCUACGAGCCCUAUCACAGAUACAUGUCGGAUGAGACGCUGGAGAGAUAUAGCUAUGGGGAGUCCCUGGGGACCCUCUCCCCGUACUCACAGGACAUCUACGAGAGCUUUGACACUCGGCAGAGACGAGCCUCCAGCCCUGGCUACAUUGACUCCCCCACCUACAGCCGCCAGGGCAUGUCCCCCACCAUCCCAAGGUCCCCCCAUCAUUUCUACCGCUCAGGCACCGAGAGUGGGCGCAGCUCCCCCUACUAUAGCCAGUUAGAUGUGAGGUCCUCCACUCCAACCUCAUACCAAGCUCCCAAGCAUUUCCACAUCCCAGGUAGGCUCUGGAGCCCCCCGGGCCCUGGGAAGCGCCACAACCUCCCUGCAGCCACGAAAAGUAAAACCAGCGAAGACAUCGCACAGUCAUCCAAGUACAGCCCUGCCUACUCCCCGGACCCGUACUACCACUCUGAGUCAGAGUACUGGUCCUUCCAGGGCUCCCCCAAAGCCCCCAGGGCCCGGAGGUUCUCUUCAGGAGGCGAGGAGGACGGGUACGACCGGGGCAUGCACAAGAUCCAGAGUGGCAUCGGCAGGCUGAUCCUGAGGGAGGAGAUGAAGGCUCGGUCCAACUCCUACGCAGACCCCUGGACCCCCCCUCGCAGCUCGGCCAGCAGCAGAGAAGCCCUGCACAUGGCUGGCUACGAGGGCUCCCUCAACGGCUCUCCCCGGACGCACUACCUGGCUGACAGCGAUCCCCUCAUUUCUAAGUCGGCCUCCCUCCCUGCCUACAGGAGGAAUGGGUUGCACAGGCCUCCCAGUGCCGAGCUUUUCCACUAUGACAGCACGAAUGCCGUCAACUGGGGGAUGCGAGAGUACAAGAUAUACCCCUAUGAGCUGCUUCUGGUGAAGACGAGGGGGAGGAACCAGCUGCCCAAAGAUGUGGACAGGACUCGGUUAGAGCGCCACCUCUCCCAAGAGGAAUUCUACCAGAUCUUUGGUAUGACCAUCGCCGAGUUUGACCGCCUGGCCCUCUGGAAGAGGAACGAGCUGAAGAAGCAGGCCCGGCUCUUUUAAAUGCUGUGCACUAUAAAUAUAUACAUACCUAUAAAUAUAUACAUAGAAAGAUCUCUAUGCAGCUCUGUAUGAUUCUCGGUGCUGUACACGGCAGAGGUGCCCCCUGCACCCCUGAGAGUGAAUUGGAGUCUUGCAGA
Chaetura pelagica (chimney swift) is the source of this 2177-nucleotide messenger RNA. RefSeq names its product actin binding LIM protein family, member 3 (gene ABLIM3). The record is from RefSeq and is a predicted model, not a curated record. Gene Ontology annotation, biological process: lamellipodium assembly; cytoskeleton organization; cilium assembly. The transcript has 22 exons. Lineage: Eukaryota; Metazoa; Chordata; Aves; Apodiformes; Apodidae. Gene Ontology annotation, molecular function: actin filament binding. Bases 1 to 2040 code for a protein of 679 amino acids. Gene Ontology annotation, cellular component: actin cytoskeleton; stress fiber.